AUGAAAGGCUUGGCUACCAUUAAGACGGAUUCGAACCUCCGAUCGAUCGUGCAAGCAGCGGAACCUCUAGCCGACUGCGCCAAUCAGCACCACCUCAGAUUCGUGUGCGGAGGAGGUUCUGGCUGCUGCGCUCGUGCUCCUCCUCCUGUGGCCAGCUGUGGAAGUGGAUGCCAACAAGGCUAUCAAUGCGGAACGUACGGAUGUACAAGAAGAAAAGCUCUCUCGUCACUCACCACUAGAAUUGAUGGAGUGAUUGUCGGCGACGAUAAUGGUGAACAAGCCCAUACGGCACCUCUGCAUGAGAAGGCUCACGUGAUCGCGAACGUUACCUUUGAAAGACUGACGAAUCCCAACUUCAUAUUCCACUCAUGUUGCGAAGCCCGUGGUCUGCCAGACGCCUGUCUUCACUAUUGCCAUUUCAACACCUACACGGCAGAUUCUCUUGAACGGAUGUUCCGAAAGGAGGACAAAUGCCCUAUCGAAGCGGCUCAUGAAAUUCAUUACUGCGCUGCACAAGGAGUCGACCAUACUCAGUGCUGCGCCAAGAACGGGGUAGGGGAAACUACAGCUGGAAACAAAUGUUUGGCUUUGUGCGACCAGAGACCAAAUAGGAUCACCGCCCUUAAUGUCUCGUAUCUCCCUUGCUACGACAUUUUCGAGAAUAUGAAGCGUUGUUUCUUCGUUUCGAUUAGAACGAAGGCAGAGGGAAAGUUCGGAAGUUGGCGGAAAGCUCCUGAGUCCGAAGCAUUAAAUCUUUCCAAAGAGUUCUAG
Necator americanus (New World hookworm) is the source of this 771-nucleotide messenger RNA. RefSeq lists its product as uncharacterized. NCBI's taxonomy places the organism in Eukaryota, Metazoa, Nematoda, Chromadorea, Rhabditida, Ancylostomatidae. The record is from RefSeq and is a predicted model, not a curated record. The transcript is spliced from 8 exons. The coding region runs from base 1 to 771 and encodes 256 amino acids.